This is a messenger RNA of Alexandromys fortis (reed vole), 3031 nucleotides long. RefSeq names its product acidic nuclear phosphoprotein 32 family member E (gene Anp32e). The transcript has 7 exons. Lineage: Eukaryota; Metazoa; Chordata; Mammalia; Rodentia; Cricetidae. Gene Ontology annotation, molecular function: phosphatase inhibitor activity; histone binding. Gene Ontology annotation, cellular component: nucleus. The record is from RefSeq and is a predicted model, not a curated record. Bases 303 to 1088 code for a protein of 261 amino acids. Gene Ontology annotation, biological process: regulation of apoptotic process.
CAUGGAGGCUCAGUCUCGCAGCAGCCAUUGAAGGGGAAGGAACUGCGGGCGCGCGCGUGUCUCUGUGUGUGAAUGUGUGUGCGUGCCCGUGUGUGCGCGCGCGGGUGUGUGGACUAGAAGGUGGGGGCAGCCGAGUUCGUCCCAAGUCGUCGGACUCCAUUUGCUAUUCUUUUCUUUCUCCCCCACACCCCGGUGGUAGUGGGCGUCCGUCUUUGCGUCUCUUUUCAUUCAUCUCCAGACCUUUAGAGGUUUUUUAGGGUUGGGGGCAGUGGGGCGGGCGCGCGAGGGGAAAGGAGGAGGACAUGGAGAUGAAGAAGAAGAUUAACCUGGAGUUGAAGAACAGAGCCCCGGAGGAGGUGACAGAGUUAGUCCUUGAUAAUUGCUUGUGUGUCAAUGGGGAGAUCGAAGGCCUCAAUGACACCUUUAAAGAACUGGAGUUUCUUAGUAUGGCCAACGUGGAAUUGAGUUCCUUGGCCCGGCUUCCCAGCUUGAAUAAACUUCGAAAGUUGGAACUCAGCGACAAUAUAAUAUCUGGAGGCUUGGAAGUCCUGGCAGAGAAAUGUCCAAAUCUUACCUACCUCAAUCUGAGCGGAAACAAAAUCAAAGAUCUCAGUACAGUAGAAGCUCUGCAAAAUCUUAAGAAUUUGAAAAGUCUCGACUUGUUUAACUGUGAGAUCACAAACCUGGAGGACUACCGAGAAAGCAUUUUCGAGCUGCUGCAGCAGAUCACCUACUUAGAUGGAUUCGACCAGGAGGACAACGAGGCCCCCGACUCGGAAGAGGAGGACGAGGAGGAUGGAGAUGAAGAUGAGGAUGAUGAGGAGGAAGAUGAAGCUGGUCCACCUGAAGGGUAUGAAGAGGAGGAGGAAGAGGAGGAGGAAGAUGAGGAGGAAGCAGGUUCAGAAGCGGGAGAGGGAGAAGAGGAGGUGGGCCUCUCAUACUUAAUGAAAGAAGAAAUUCAGGAUGAAGAAGAUGAUGAUGACUAUGUUGAUGAAGGGGAGGAAGAGGAAGAAGAGGAAGAAGAGGGUGUGCGGGGAGAGAAGAGGAAGCGAGAUGCUGAAGAUGAUGGAGAGGAAGACGAUGACUAGCCCCUCCAGGAGGAGGUUGCUCCUGGGUGUGCAGUAGAGCGGCCAUGUCUUGUUUCUUCAUGUAUGAUAGCUGUCCCUAGAGGUGAAGUGCAACUUUUAUAGGAAAGUGCGGUUUUACUAUUUGGCCUUACCAUUCCGACUGAGAUCUGCUUGUCUGUUAAUCAUAAUGUAUGUAGAAAAAAAUUUUCAUUCAUCUUCCCGUUGUGAAAUUCUCUAGCACUGUAUUUAGAUUCUGGAUUUUUAUAAUUCAUGCUUAAUGUAUUAGACAUUUCUAGCUCAUAAUUAAAACAUGGUUGCUUUUACACAGGCGUAGUUUGCAUUUCAUUCAUAAUGUUUUAAAGUUAUUUAUAAAUUAACAAUACACUCAGCUGUAAUAUGAAAUGGCAAGUCUCUUGAGUGAUAAAGCUGAUUGGUUUUGUUUUUUUUUUUUAAGAGAUGAUCCAGAAAUCGAUAGCUUGAAGGCAGUUUUGGGGGCUGGGUGGUAUGUGAGAGCUUUCCUGUCACGGUUUGGGAAGUAGAUGCAGAGGGAGAGGGUUCUCCUCAGCACCACGGCCGCGGAGACUCGCAGGGGAGCCCUGCUGUGCCAGCAGGUUGCUGGUUCAGGUGUGCGCUGUCUCCAGCUGCUGUCUACCCUCACCCUCCAUUGCUUCAUUCCUCUCCAUAGCCAAAAGAGAGCUGGCAGAGUUGUGGACACCCAGGAAAGUGUCUGGGUUUCAGACACGUGGCGUGGAAGAGAUUCUGUAUCAGUUGAGCAGUGUUGAGCGCUAGGCGUGUGAGGAGACAGGCUUUGCUUACUGUGAAAUGCGUGAACCGUGCCAGGCUAAAGCGUUCUCCUUUCUCAGAGGCCAGACCCAUCACCUGCUGAUAACUAAUAAUGCCUUCAAGUCUAAUUCCUAAGUUGUUUUCCUGGCUGAUUCGGGUACCAAUGCUGUGAGGUAUUUAUUAUAUUUCUGAGUAGAACCUUUAAUUUUUCUUCCUAUAGUUUCAAAGUGUGAUCAAAUACAGCAUUUGAUUGGAAUAUAAUGGCAGUUGGAGGACUGUAUGAAAAUCAGUAUUGAAGUUGGGCUUUAUUUCAAGUGGUUGCCUAUUAACAAUAGAACAUUGGAGUAAGCGUAUGUGCCCCUCCAUGGCCACUACGUAAACGGAGUCGACAGCUCCCUUUUCUUGUCCCAGAGGCCCCACGUUCAAGGCAAUUUGUUUUUAACUCUUGGCCACUGAUUUUUCUUUUCCUUUUGUAUAUCUUUUUUUUUUUUUUAAGUUACUGUCAGCAAAUUAAUUGAAAUUCUUUGCCUCUACUGGGACACAGAAAUUGUUCAUAAGAGUGGACUGUUGCUUUUUAAAUUUAAGAUGUUUGACACGAUAUUUUAAAAUAACAAGUAUAAAAAUAUUUGCAGAGAAGCUAACAAAGUUGCAUAUCUGAAGUAAACGUGUUCUAGAUUCUGUGCUGGUACUGGGAUCUCCAAAAACUACUGUUUUCCUCAUUUCAGCCUGCUUCUAGUCCCUGAGAACUCUCUCAGCACACGGUGCCAGGUUCAAAAUAAAUGCUUAUUUUUAAAAAGGAAAUCUAUAUAUUGACUUUUUUUUAAUCAAUCAUCUAUUGUGCAAUCAGAAUUAGAGUUCUUGGGUUUAAAAACAAUGACUAGGGCCUCCAAAUAACCAUUAAGACUUACUUAGCUUUGUGGGUGGUGUUUUCAUGCAAAUGAGCAAGGGUGGGCUCUCUGUUGUGUAGUUCUGAGUUAGGUUUUAACGCUCUGUACCGCCUGUGUACACGGUAUGUUAGUCCUUAUAGACUGAAAUUACUGCUUUUGUGCAACUGUAUUUUGAAUAAAGCCACCUCAGUGUUAAACACAAGGACAGGCAAACGGAUUGUGUGUUCUUUUUUUCUGACUGCUGUAAUUUGAAACUGAAUUGCUUUGAAUAAAUCGAAGAGUUGUUAAUAAUGA